Molecule: messenger RNA, 2055 nt
Organism: Pieris macdunnoughi
Lineage: Eukaryota; Metazoa; Arthropoda; Insecta; Lepidoptera; Pieridae
Source: the annotation of a GenBank genome assembly
AUGUACAGCAUAUGGUUUAUUUUCCUCACAUUUAUUGCAAAAGAUUGUUCGUCACAAGAUGACGAGGGACCCUAUAGAGGAAAGCAUAUAGGAAAGUUGAAUUCAUAUCAUCAUCAGGUAUCAGGAGAUGUAUAUGCUGUGGACGAUUGGACCCUGCUAUUGGUGGACUUUAACUAUGAUGGUACAGGCGAUGACACAUUCUUUUGGGCCGGUGAUUCUGGGCGACCAGGGCCUUUAGGUUUUAUUGUCCCUGAUCAACAUGGCAAGACAAACAUAUUGGAGCGGUACAAUAAUGAAGAGGUGAGAUUACGUCUACCGGACGGCAAACGCGUGUCAAGAUUGAGUUGGUUCGCGAUAUAUGACCUUGCUUCCCAAAACGCUUUUGGUGAUGUAUAUGUGCCAGAGGAAUUUGAGUCGCCAGCGCCGCGUGCGCUCACACCGCUUACACAACUUGGAACCAUAGAGGUGAACAGCGGUCCCGUCCGUUUCCUCGAUGCUAGCACGGUGCUAAUACCAGAACUGCGAUUUGACCCGGGCGGUGAAGAUGUGUACUGGUGGACCGGAGUGGGCCCUCAACCGUCAGCACGGGGUGUGCCACUGCCCGAUGACUUGGGAUAUCUGGAGCCACUGCGAGCGCAUGUGGGCGAAGACGUAAUGUUGCGAUUGCCAGGUGGGCGCUCGGCGGCGGACAUCGACUGGCUGGCGCUAUGGCAUCGGGGGAAUGGGACCGCACUGGCAACUGUACUAGUGCCCGAUUCACUUAACGUGCCACCGGCCGCCGCCACCCUGCAUCCUUUUGUAACCCAACUGCCACGAUGUGAGCAGCUGCAUCGUGAUCUACAGGUCUCCUGGGAGAUCUUUGGUAACCAGAUUUCUAUACAGCUGGCAGGAAUGAUAGGAGAGAAGGAGUACAUGGCGUUCGGCAUCUCGGGCUCGACGACCCGGUCACAGAUGUUGGGAGCCGACGUGAUCGUAAGCAGCUGGGACGGCGCUCUGCAGCGUGGCCUCGCGCGGGACUACAAUGUGAGCGCCGUGGCGCCUUGCGUGCAGGUGUUGGGCGCCUGGCGUGGAGUUUGUCUCGAUACGGUCCUUGGCGGUACGGACUCUGCGCAAGUUCUAUUCGCGGAACGCACCGAUGGUCUCACGGUCAUUACCUACCGCCGUCAGCUGAAGGCCGACGACACCCUGGAUCAAGAGUGGCCAACUGACCGCGCCGUCUUCGUCGUGUGGGCCGUCGGGCCGCUGGACCACCUCGGUGAGCCCGCCUACCAUCGCCUCAGGCCCGCGAUCGACCAUCAGCUCGUAUUGCCCCACGAUUCAAAGUCUCGAUCGCAGUCGGAGUGCCAGCGCUUUUCAAUCGCGCGACCGACACCCUCGCGUCCCUGGGAUCGUGCCGAGUUAUUCGAUCCAGCUUUGCGUGUGUUCGCGUUUAGCGUGGGGCCGGCGGGCGGAGAGCGUGGACUGGCCGCGCGAAUUCCCGCGGCACCGCAACGCGCGCUGUACGUCAACGGCCAACUCGCACCUGACCUGCAGCUCCGGCGUGGCCUGACUUACACGUUCCGCGUCCGGGGAGGCGACGAGCCGCACUCCGCGACGUUGUACCACCCGCUAGUGGUGACGAGCGAAUCUCACGGCGGUCUAGAACGGCUGGGCGACGCGACCCAGAACAAAGUGCGCGUGUUGGCGGGGGCGCGUCGAACGCGACGCGGUCGUUUGAGCCCUCUGGCGGCGGGUGCGCUGUGCCUCGCGGAGAGAGAUCCGACGGCCGACUCGCGCCGCGACGCAUCCUUUGAAACGUUCCGGGCUUUUAACCGUUCAUUGCGCUGGCGAUGCGGAGAAGGCCGUGCCGCGGAGCUGCAGGUGACACCGAACUCGACGUGGCCCGACAUGGUGUACUACCACUCGUUCACACAUUUCGACAUGGGCGGUCGUAUCUUCGUCGUGGACCGUCACCGCAGAAACAUCGCACGUUCGCCCGCUCCUCCGCUUCGUGUCUCGCUAUCACUGAUGCUAGUCGCCCCGAUACUUAUAGCACUCGCUACACAUAUGGUGUAG